Molecule: messenger RNA, 3173 nt
Organism: Nerophis lumbriciformis (worm pipefish)
Lineage: Eukaryota; Metazoa; Chordata; Actinopteri; Syngnathiformes; Syngnathidae
Source: RefSeq, a predicted model, not a curated record
UAAGCGCAGGUCUUUAGAAAUACAAUUUAUUGUACCGUUCACGUCUCUGUUGUGGUAACCGCACAUAGAGACUGCAUUGUUGACCACGGCGAUGCAGCAAAAGGAUAAAAACAGCACGAAACGCACCGCAACUGCCAGCUAUUGUCUCCCCUUAGUGAUGUAUCAGUGUUGUAUAACUCACCAGUGUAAAAACAGCAUUAAUGACGCUAAACGUGGGAGAGGAUAAUUAUGCUUUAAACCUGCUCUCUGCAUCGCAGCUGCAAUGUGGCAAAGAGAGCUCGGAGAAACCUGCAAAGUUAAUGAAACAGCUUUUAAAUGAGUUUAAAGGGUUGCAUGAGCAAAGGUUGAGAUGCCUGGAGGAGGACACAACUCAACGACCAGAGGUGAUACUGCAGAGGAAAGUUGAUUGUCUCAGGUCUUACCUGGAUGACCUUGCAGACCAGAACCAGAUGUUGGUCCAGACUGUAGAAGACUUACAGAAGGAAGAUAACCAGGCUGUUCAUAUUUUGGGCUUGAAGAAAUGCUCCUCCAACUCCAUUUUUCAAGUGCCCGAUGUUGUUGAGCUGAGGACAUUGUUGCUACCUUGCCUUGAUGGACCAUCCCAAAACUUUGGUACCCCAGUACAAAACACUGAUGACCCAGAAGAUCCAGAAACCUGCAAACAAACAUUGAGGGCGGAUACUUUGCAAAAUGAAAAGGCUGCAAGCCAUGCACUUGGAGGCAGCGCGAUGCUGGAACACUUGCGGAGUGAGAUCUCCUGUUUGCAAAGCAUCCAGAUAGACAACAUGAAGGAGAUUGCAGAGAAAGACCUCAGCAUCACCAAACUGCAAGCCAGUGUUUUGUUGUUACAACAAGAGGGCGUCGACACCCGUGCUCAGCUAAAGCAGCGAGAAGUGACCGUAAAGCACCUGGACCAGGACUUGGUUGCUCUGCGAGACACGCUGGAGUCUCUGAGGAGAACCUUGGCGCAGAAGGAGAAACGCACGCAGCAGCUGCUUGAAGACAACGCCCACCUUAAAGACGUCCUGACCAAUCAGCAGAGCCAAUUACAGACAGUGAGCGACGUUAGCGCGGCCCUGGAUCGCGCCAACGUCAGUCUGCAUGCGGAGAGGCAGCAGAUCCAGGAUCAGUCUGAUCACGCGAGCAAAGAGGCGGAGCGUCUGCAGCAGGAACUCACCUGUGUGCGCUGCAAUGCUGAGAAGAAGAUUCAAAAAAGGGAGAUAAGGAUUUGUGCACUUGUUAAGGAGCUUACUGGGAAGAAGAAGAGGCUCGCUGACUACCAGGAAAAGGAGCAAGACGAUCUCAGAGCCAAAAUGGAGGACAUGAGCCGACAGUGUGUUCACCUCAAUCACACCAGAGACAAACUCGAGGCCGACUCUGUUCUGAGCCGUGAAAAACUGCGAAUUUGUCACUUCGAGGUGCAAAGCAGAGAUCAGCUCAUUCUUCAGCUGAGAUCGGAAAUGAGGACGACAGCAAAGAAGCAUCGGGAGGAGCAGCAGCAGUUGGCAGCCUCAGAGGAGAAGUCACAAGAGCAGCAAAUGGAGCUGGAGCUCUUCCGCCAGCAGGUGGAAGGAGCCAGGGAGGAAUUAAGAGAAGCCCGUUUGCGGGCAGAGGAGCCAAAAGAAACGGCUGCCAUUUUUAAACGCAAGUACACCGCCACAAUGGAGAAGGUACACAAGGUGCAAGGGCAGGUGGAACAUCUGACAGAGGAGCUGCAAUAUUCCCAGCAACAGCUGAAGGAGUCCCAACUUGCAACUCAUUCAGUGGAAGAAGAGCUUUCGGAGCUAAAGCGGCGCCACCAAGAAAAGGUCGGCCAAUGGGAGAGCUCACAGGAGGCGCUGGACCAGUUGACGGACGAGCUCCAGGUCAGUCACAACCUGCUGACGGAGAGCCAGCAGAAGGCCGAGCACUUCAGGAGCGUCGCGUGUGGCCUGCAGGAGCAAGUGGACGUGGUCAAGCAGCAGAAAGUCGUGUUGGAGUGUGACCUGCGACUUUAUCAGCGGAGUCACUCCCACGCUGACGAGGACUACCUCAUCUUGCAAAGUCGCGCUCAGAAGCUGCAGAAGCGCUGCAGUGAGCAGGUGGAGCGCCUCGUGGAGUGUGAAAAGGUUAUUCUACAGAUGAAAUCAGAGCUGGAGAGACAAAACCAGGAACAGGCGAGUCUGAAGCAAAGUCUCGUCGCAUCGUGCCGCGCGCACCUUAACAGGCGCGGACAGCUGGAACAGGAAGUGGAUCUUCGGAAAGAGGAAGUCGCACGCUUACAGCUUGAGCUUGCUGACAGCCAAGAGGUACACAUCACUCUCCUCCGGCAGUCAGCGGAGGAGCUCCAGGAAGCCCGGCAGGAAAGAGCGGACAGGAGUAGGGAGGAUGAAGCUCACAGGGAGGAAGUACAGCGAAUGGAGGAGGAAUCCCAAGAACGGGAGGAAAGGCUGAAGAGCACUCAGAGAGAGAAGCAGAGUCUGAGCAAUCGUUUCAAGAAGCUGAGUCAAGAGCUUGAGGAGCUGCAUUGCAAACAUCAGAGCACAGUGGAGGAGCUGGCAGCCCGCUCAGAGGAGGCAAAGUGCAUGACGGCGUGUCUGAGUGAGGGGAAGCAAGCACAGGACAAACUAAGCAACAUUGCUCUGCAGCUGGAGGUGCAGAUUGCAGAACUCAAGAGGAACCUUGACCUGGCUGUAAAGGACAAAAAGGAUGCCGAAGCUAAGGUGGACACAUUGCAGUCCAAGCUGGCGGCGUCCUGUUCCGACAACGCCAGCAUUCGCCACGAGAGCCAGUUAAUGGUCUCAAAUCUCAAACAAUGGAUCACCGAGCAAAAAGUUUCCCAUGAGAACCUUGCAGAGCAGAUGAAGACCCAAAGCAAAGCGCUGCUUAAUGCCACUGAAAAUAAAAGGCACCUUCAGGAGGCUAAUGACACGUUGAAGGCGGAGGUGAAGCAACUGAAAGAGGUGGCGGAGGGGCGGGAGAGAGAGAUGGGACGCAUCAAGGAACAAUUGAAGGACCUGUGUGCAUUGCAGGAUGGUAAAACACUGGAAAAAGAGACUCGUGUGGCCUUGAAUUUGGGCAUACUGGCCGACAUGCAGACCAAGUUGCAGCACAACAUGGACGCCGUCGGACUGCUGAAUCAACAAGUAGGAAUGGGUGUGGUGUGGGCGGAGGAGAGCGAGGAGGCGGGAUGA